AUGACCAAAAGGGAGCGCUACGAGACCAACGUCGCGGCGCUGGGAGUGCGUGGAUACAGUUGCCAAGUGUUUAACGACCCCGAGACUGCGUGGGAGCUGCACACAGAGUCGCAUCUGAUACCGUGGCGUGGACAGAAAGACAGCGACUUGCUCGUGGAUCGCUUCGAUGCUCGGAAUCUACUGGACGAGCGGCGGCAGUUUCGUCAAUUGAAAAAGAGGAAGCGAAAAGGGUCUCGAGACGGGUGUUUGGACCCACGUAGAGGACCAAAUGUGGGUACACAAGACGAUCCAGUCGAGACGGAGCUAAGGGAGCUUCAUCGUCUGCGGUUUGGAGAGUACACAGAGGAAUUCCCGCCAGUGGAAGACGUGGUGGUGAACCAGUUCCCGUAUCAAUAUCCAGAAGAUGAAACAAGUGACCCGACUAGUGAUGAGGAAGCCUUUGAGCCGCUGUGGGUGGUACCUGGUCACCUCGUUGUGCCAAAGACCAGGAAGCUACAUGCUAUUGUAGAAGCUACAGCUACCAAAGUGCGAGAGCAUCCACAGCUGGAGGCCAUGCUGAAGGUCAAGCUAGGUGCGAACGCCAAGUUUCGUUUCUUGUCUGUUUCACAUGAGCUCUAUGGCUACUAUUGUUUCUUACGCGACGAGAAUCCUCAGCCUGUGCCAGCGAAGAAAACGAGUUUCGGGGUGUCGCUUUUAGGAGAGGAAUACGACGACGAUAGUGACGAAGAGAAGACGGAGAAGCACCAGGAGGCUUGUGCAGACGAAAGUAGCUGA
This is a messenger RNA of Peronospora matthiolae, 774 nucleotides long. NCBI's taxonomy places the organism in Eukaryota, Oomycota, Peronosporomycetes, Peronosporales, Peronosporaceae. The record is from the annotation of a GenBank genome assembly.